This is a messenger RNA of Chinchilla lanigera (long-tailed chinchilla), 7260 nucleotides long. RefSeq names its product neuroblastoma amplified sequence (gene Nbas). Gene Ontology annotation, cellular component: endoplasmic reticulum membrane; Dsl1/NZR complex. Gene Ontology annotation, molecular function: SNARE binding. Lineage: Eukaryota; Metazoa; Chordata; Mammalia; Rodentia; Chinchillidae. The transcript has 52 exons. The coding region runs from base 68 to 7225 and encodes 2385 amino acids. Gene Ontology annotation, biological process: retrograde vesicle-mediated transport, Golgi to endoplasmic reticulum. The record is from RefSeq and is a predicted model, not a curated record.
GUCGCGUCAGGGGAGCGUGUCCCGCGCGGGCUGCCGUAGCGCCGCUCCCUGCCGCUGUGUCCGGAACAUGGCGGCCUCCGAGUGCGGGUUGGCUUCGGGUCCCGGCGGCGUCGAAGGCGAGGAAGAGACGAUCCUCUACGACUUGCUGGUCAACGCCGAGUGGCCGCCGGAGACAGAAGUGCAGCCUCGAGGUAACCGAAAGCAUGGGGCAUCAUGUAUCAUCACAAAAGCAAUCCGAGAUCGUUUAUUGUUUUUACGCCAAUACCUCUGGUACAGCCCUGCUCCUUUUUUGCUCCCUGAUGGCCUGGUCCGAUUGGUGAAUAAACAGAUAAGCUGGCAUUUGGUCCUUGCGAGCAACGGGAAGCUGCUGGCUGCUGUUGAGGACCAGUGUGUGGAGAUCAGGUCUGCAAAAGAUGAUUUUACGUCUAUUAUUGGGAAAUGUCAAGUUCCCAAAGACCCCAAACCCCAGUGGAGACGGGUAGCAUGGAGCUACGAUUGCACGCUGCUGGCCUAUGCGGAGAGCACUGGCACUGUGCGGGUAUUCGACCUCAUGGGAAGUGAGCUCUUUGUCAUUGCUCCGGCUUCUAGUUUUGCUGGUGAUUUGAGCUGUGCCAUCGCUGGGUUGAUAUUUUUAGAAUACAAAGCCAGUGCACAGUGGUUGGCGGAACUCUUGGUCAUCAACUACCGAGGAGAACUCAGAAGUUACCUCGUCAGUGUCGGAACAAACCAGAGCUACCAAGAGAGUCACAGUUUCAACUUCAGUAGUUUUUAUCCUCAUGGAAUCAGUACUGCUAUUUACCACCCUGCUCACAGACUUCUGCUCGUGGGUGGCUGCGAGGCUGCAGAGGCGGGCAUCUCAAAGGCGGCCAGCUGUGGCCUGUCUGCGUGGAGAGUCCUCUCAGGGUUACCGUAUUACAAGCAGGUCGCCAGCGGUGGAGACAGGGUCCCUGUGGUACCUAAGACACUGGGACUACUGAGGAUAUUAAGUGUCAAGCUUUAUAGCCACCAGGGCCAAGAACAGGAUGGGAUUUUCAAGAUGAGCCUCUCUCCGGAUGGGAGCCUGCUUGCAGCCAUCCACUUCUCGGGGAAGCUGAGCAUCUGGGCCGUGCCGUCUCUGAGGCAGCUGCAUGCAUGGGAGCAGAGUGAGCAGCCAGGCUAUGAUGACCUUAAUCCGGAUUGGAGGCUCUCUACUGAGAAGAGAAAAAAAAUAAAAGAUAAAGAGUCCUUUUACCCGCUGAUAGAUGUCAGUUGGUGGGCAGAUGGUGCUGUGACUUUGGCUCGGUGUUCUGGGGCUUUAACUGUUUCCUCUGUGAGAACCUUGAAGAAUUUACUGGGAAGAUCCUGUGAGUGGUUUGAACCAUCACCCCAAGUCACUGCUGCCUAUGAUGGGGGAUUUUUAAGUUUGGAGUGUGAGAUUAAACUUGCCCCCAAACGCUCUCGUUUGGAGGUGAGAGCAGGAGACGAAGAUGAUGGAGAAGAGGAUUCUGAGUCCGAUCACGAAACAUCGGCCAAGGCUCGCUACUUUGGUUACAUAAAGCAGGGCCUUUAUCUGGUGACAGAGAUGGAGCGAUUUGCGCCUCCACGGAAGCGGCCUCGGACCAUUACUAAGAACUACCGCCUCGUGAGCCUGCGCUCCACGACGCCAGAGGAGCUCUUCCAGAGGAAGAUUGAAAGUGAAGAGUACGAGGAAGCCUUGUCUUUGGCUCACACCUACGGCCUGGAUACAGACCUUGUCUACCAGAGGCAGUGGAGAAAGUCAGCUGUCAAUGUUGCCUCCAUUCAGAAUUACCUGAGUAAAAUAAAGAAGCGAUCCUGGGUGCUCCAUGAGUGUUUGGAGCGUGUUCCUGAAAAUGUGGAGGCGGCCCAAGAGCUGCUGCAGUACGGCUUGAAAGGUACCGACCUGGAGGCCUUGCUUACCCUGGGGAGCAGCGUGGAUAGUGGCAGGUUUACGUUGCCUGGUGAUGUGGACAUUGAUGCCAUCUCCUACGAGGAGCUGUCACCCCCAGAGGAGGGGCUUGCCCAGAAGCGAAAGGAGAAGGCGCUCGGGGAGAGAUGUGAACUACUUAAACUCGUGAGCUUCACUGAGUUGACCCUGGAGCAGAAGGAGCUUUGCCGGUGUAGACUGAAAUUACUGACUUACUUAGAUCGACUUGCAACAUACAAGGAAAUCCUAGGCGUGUCUCAUGCCUCUGAACAGAGAUACGAUGCUGAGUUCUUUAAGACCUUCAGGAGGCAGAAUAUUGUUCUCUCAGCAAGAACUUAUGCUCGGGAGAGUAAUGUACAAGCCUUAGAGAUUCUGUUUACAUACCACGGUUCUGACCUGCUUCCUCACCGCCUUGCGAUUCUCUCCAACUUUCCAGAAACUACCUCCCCACACGAGUAUUCUGUGCUGCUACCUGAAGCUCGUCGUCGCGGUGACUCCUUGGUGAUCAUUCCUUGGCGUGAGCGUAAACACAGAGCUAAAGAUUGGUGUGAGGAGUUGGAGUGCAGAAUGGUUGUUGAGCCGAGCCUGCAGGAUGAAAGUGAGUUUCUGUAUGUUGCGCAGCCUGAGUUGCUGCGGUACCGGACUGCACAGCUGGCAGUAGAAGAGGCGAUGGACUGGUACCAGAGAAGGGCCGAGGAGAUUGAGCACCACGCUGGCCAGGUGGACUGCGCACUGUCACUGGUUCGCCUUGGGAUGGAGCGGCAGAUCCCUGGGCUGCUGCUCCUGUGUGACAACCUGGUUACCCUGGAGACGCUGGUGUACGAAGCAGGCUGUGAUGUAGCCCUGACCCUGGAAGAGCUCCAGAGGAUGGAAGACAUCGAGAAGCUGAGAUUACUCAUGAGCAGUUGUUCUGAGGACAACUACGUGACGAGCGCCUACCAGUGGAUGGUGCCCUUCCUGCACCGCUGUGAGAAGCACUGCCCAGGCGCAGCCAGUGAGCUGCUGAGAGAGUAUCUAGUAACCUUAGCUACAGGAGACCUACGGCUGCCCCUGAAGAUAUUUCAGCAUUCCAAGCCAGAUCUACAGCAAAAAAUUAUCCCUGAUCAGAACCAGCUGAUGGCCACAGCACUUGAGUGCAUCUACAGCUGCACGCGCAGUGACCAGCUCCCUCUCUGCUAUGACAUCCUGGAGUGCCUGCCUCAGAGAGGGCAUGGUCAGAAGACACAAGUAACCUCAACUCUUCAUGACAUGGUGGACCAGCUAGAGCGGAUUCUCAGUGUGUCGGAGCUUUUGGAAAAGCAUGGACUUGAGAAGCCGAUUUCUUUUGUUAAAGACACGCAGUGUGAUGUGGAAGAGGCACGCAAGCUGAUGGUGAGGCUGGCCAGGCACACCGGCCGGAAGCAGCCUCCCGUGGGCGAGUCGCACUGGAGGGCGUUGCUGCAGGACAUGCUGGCAAUGCAGCGGGACGUGUACUUCUGUCUGGAUGCUGAGACUUGCUACGAGAUCUUUACCGAAAGCCUGCUCUGCUCCAGUCGCCUGGAGAACAUCCAGCUGGCCGGGCAGCUGAUGCACUGUCAGGCCGGCUCGGCAGACCCUGUGGCCAGCGCAGCCCAGAAGGGGAGGCUGCAGCACCGGCUGGGCUACGAGAAGAGCAUGCACUUGGUCCUGACUGCCAGCAGGGAGUACUUCAACUCCUCCACCAGCCUCAUGGACAGUUGCAUGGACCUGGCCAGGUGCUGCUUACAGCUGAUAGCAGAUAGGCCUGCUGCCAUUCAAGAAGAGCUCGACCUAAUCCAGGCCCUCGGGUGUCUUGAAGAGUUUGGGGUAAAGAUCCUGCCUUUGCAAGUGCGGUUGCGUGCUGACCGGCUCAGCCUCAUAAAGGAAUGUAUUUCGCAGUCCCCCACGUGCUACAAACAGUCUGUCAAGCUCCUCAGUCUUGCUGAGUUGCUGAGGGUUGCAGGUGAGGACCCUGAAGAAAGGCGUGGGCAGGUUCUGGUCCUGUUGGCUGAGCAGGCCCUCCGUUUCCAUGACUACAAGGCAGCCAACCUACACUGUCAGGAGCUGAUGGCCACAGGUUACCCUCAAAGCUGGGAUGUCUGUAGUCAGCUGGGACAAUCAGAAGGGUACCAGGACUUGGCCACUCGACAAGAGCUCCUGGCUUUCGCGCUGACCCAUUGCCCACCAGGCAGCAUUGAGCUGCUCCUGGCAGCCAGAAAUUCUCUGGAGGCUGAAAUUCUUUACCAAAGAGUGAAUUCCCAAAUCCAGGCAGAAGGAGGAGAGGGCAUUGGUGUCUCACCGUUGGUUGGCCGGGCCCCACGUGAGGCUGAGCCGGACGGUCCAGGCAGUGGCUCGGCUGACCUGUUGAGCUGGACCACUGCCACCACCAUGAAAGUCCUUUCCAACACCACAACGACCACCAGGGCUGUGCUGCAGGCCGUCAGUGACGGGCAGUGGUGGAAGAGGUCUCUGACUUACCUCCGGCCCCUCCAGGGGCAAGAAUUCAGUGGCUUUUAUCAAGCUGGAGCUGUAGCCAAUGAAGACCUAGAAAGGCAAGGAUGUCAUCCUUUUUAUGAGUCAGUCAUCUCGAAUCCCUCUGUCACUGAGCCUGGCGUGACCUUCAACACUGGUCAGCAGGCCCCUGUGGAGAGCUUUGCAGAGGUGCUGCUGAGGACUGGGAAACUGGCAGAGGCCCAGACGGACGGGAGCGAAGCAUUUCCAACCACGGAAGUUCUCUUACAGCUGGCGAGCGACGCUUUGCCCCGUGACAUGACCUUGGCCCUUGCUUACCUCCUCGCCUUACCACAGGUGUUAGACGCGAACCUGUGCUUCGAGAAGCAGUCACACUCAGUGCUGUCCCUCCAGCUGGCAGCGUACUACUACAGCCUCCAAAUCUACGCCCGCCUGGCCCCAUGCUUCAGCGAUAAGUGCCACCCUCUGUACAGAGCUGACCCCAAAGAGCUGAUCAGGAUGGUCACCAGGCACGUGACUCUCCGUGGACAUGAAGCCUGGCCGGAGGACCUGGCCUCGCUCACUGCGCAGCUGCAUUACUACAACGAGCGUUUGCUGGACCUCACACAGGCACAGCUCCUGCAGGGCCUGGGCAAGGGAGUGGACGUGCAGCGCUUCACCAUCGAUGACCAGUACAAGCGAGAGACUAUCCUCGGGCUGGCGGAAACCCUCGAGGAGACUGUCUACAGCAUCGUGCUCUCCCUGGCGCAGCGGUACGGCGUCUCCCACUGGGAAGUCUUCAUGACCCACUUGGAGUUCCUGUUCACCGACAGUGGUUUGCCCACAGCUGAAAUUGAGAAGCGGGCGCAGGCCCUUCACCUCUUUGAGACCCUGAAGAUGGACCCGGAAGCCUUUCACAGGCACAUGGCCAAGUACAUCUAUCCCUCCAUUGGUGGCCUUGACCACGAGAGGCUGCUGUAUUAUUUCACUCUCCUGGACAGCUGUGGCUGUGCGGACGUGGGGAACCCAGCCCUGAAGCCCGAGACCCACAUACGGCUGCUGAAGAAGUUUAAAGUUGUUGCGGCAGGUCUCAACUAUAAAAAGCUGACGGAUGGAAGCAUGAGCCCUCUGGAGGCCUUGGAGCCAGUUCUUUCAAGUCAGAACGUCCUAGCUAUUUCCAAACUCGCCCCCAGCAUCCCUGAGAGGGACAGGGGGACGCUGUCCCCGAGUUCGCUGUACACUGUCUGGUUGCAGAAGCUCUUCUGGACGGGGGACCCGCACCUGAUCAAGCAGGUCCCCAAAUCCUCCCCGGAGUGGCUCCGCUCCUACGACGUCUGUGUGAGGUACUUCGACCGCCUGCACCCACGCGACCUCAUCACCGUGCUGGAUGCAGUUACAUUUUCUCCAGAAGCAGUGGCUAAGCUGUCCGUGGAUGUGCGUGAAGAGAUGACCAGGAAGGCCAUUGCCACCAUCACACGCUUAAUGGAGAAACCACAGAAAAGGAAUUCAGAAGAUGCUCAGGCAGCCGGGGCCUCCGAGGUCACCUACGCCGAUGCUCUGAAUCACCUGCAGAAGUCACUCGCUCACCUGGGGACACUGGGCCACAGCUUCGUCCUCUCUCUGAAGGACAGCGAGCAGGAGGCCCUGCGGAGGUACCGUGAGCUGUACGACCUGUCCCGCUCGGAAGAGGGGCCACUGCGGAGCCUGGCUGUGAGCAUGUGUUUGGACGGCCAGCCGCUGGCCAUGAUUCGGCAGCUGCUUGAGGUGGCAGUAGGCCCCCAGGACGUGUGCCCCAAGGAUGUUGUGCGAAGCGCCAUUGAGAAAAUAAUUUCUGCAUUGAGUGGAGGUGAUGCAGACCUCACUGGGACACGUGACCCACUCCAGGUCCUGGAAGGCGUGGUGACAGCUGUGCAUGCCAGUGUGGACACAGGGGAGCAGCUGGUUGUCCCUGAGGACUUACUAGAGUGGCUGAGGCCCUUCUGUGCGGACGACGCACUCCCCGUGCAGCCCCGUGUCCACGUGCUGCAGGUCUUGGAGCAGUCCUUCUGCCUGACGGAGGAGGACAGCAGGCUGCUGGUGUUCUUCCGGACAGAGGCCAUCCUCAAAGCCGCCUGGCCUGGGAGGCAGGUGGCUGUCACCGACGUCAAGAGCGGGGAACAGCGCUCUGCCCUGUUCACGGAGCUCCUGGAGUGCAGCCACAGUGAGGCCGAGUUCCAGCACCUGGCCCUGCUCUUGCAGGCCUGGCCCCCUCUGCAGAGCGAGCACGCAACUGGCGUGACCAGGAGCCCAUGGCUGAGACUGGCGACUGCGAUGCUGAGCCGGUGCCCGGCGCAGAGCAGGGAGGCCGUGGGGAAUGAGGUCCUGAGGAUGUGCCGCUCUCUGCGCCACACCCAGCAGGUGCUGCCCGCGGAGGGCGUGAAGGAGCUGUGCCUGCUGCUGCGUGACCAGGGACUGCCCCUGCCGUCCCUGAAGCUGCUGCUGGAGCACCCAGAGCCAGAGCUACGGCCCCUGGCCCUGGAGCAGGUCACUGCUGUCACGCAGGUGGAUGACUCCAACUGCGAUCCUGAGCUGCUGUCCCUGCUGCUGGACACCGGGCUGCUGGUGCCCUGCGUCUCCACCCCCUUCUACCCGCGCCUCAUCUGCCACCUGCUGGCUGCACAGGGCCACUGGGACGCGGAACAGCUGGCUGCACAGCUCUGGGGGGCUGGCCACGAGGCCGAGGCAGGGUCGCUCCUGCUGGCUGCACGGGGGACACACCGGGCCUUGAGGACUUUCCGUGCUGCCCUGGGCACUGGGCAGCUGUGGGGUGAGGGAGGAGAUGCGGGCUGCCCCACUGAGGGUCUCCAUUCCUAGCACUGCAAAUAAAGCCAAGCAUCUGCCAGCAUCCA